Messenger RNA from Bufo bufo (common toad), 2421 nucleotides. It is a transcript of the gene JOSD1, whose product is annotated as Josephin domain containing 1. The transcript is spliced from 5 exons. Gene Ontology annotation, biological process: protein deubiquitination. The record is from RefSeq and is a predicted model, not a curated record. Bases 512 to 1117 code for a protein of 201 amino acids. Gene Ontology annotation, molecular function: cysteine-type deubiquitinase activity. Lineage: Eukaryota; Metazoa; Chordata; Amphibia; Anura; Bufonidae.
UGACGUCAUCACACCUCCAAUCAGCGCAAGGAACCAAAGCCAUGGGACUGGUUCUGUUGAAAUGCUGGGACAAGUGACGUCACGCCGCUGCUGAGCUGCACGGGAACGGUUGUAGCGGCGGCUGGUAACCGGGGAAGGAUGUGAACUUGUACGGCCGGUGGAGAUCGAGGCUCCCAGGGGUUCGGCUGCAGUAGAUUAGAGAACUCAUGUGAGAAGUCAUUGUGAUUGUGCCAGCUCAAAGCUCACGGUGGCAUGGAGGAGAAAGAGAGAUGUGGAGAGAGAUUCCUGUCUUACUUGUAGGCUUAAAAACCUGGUGUUUCUAUUCUCGCACUUCACAAGGAAUCCUGCUCCCAGACACUUUUCUAAAAGAACACGACACUGUUUUUGUGAAGGAGCCUGGGACAUAAAUCACAUGAGCCACACUAGGACCUCGUGUGAACAGUCACUCUAAAGGCUUUUCGUGGACAUUGUCACGAUUAUUGUGGUUUGGACCCAACUUUUAUUUACAGCCAUGAGCUGUGUACCAUGGAAAGGGGAAAAGGCAAAAUCGGAAAGUGAGUUUCAGGAGCCUCUGCCAGCACACAUCUACCACGAAAAGCAGCGCCGGGAGCUCUGCGCCCUCCAUGCCUUGAACAAUGUCUUCCAGGAUGCUGGAGCAUUCACUCGGGAAGCCCUUCAGGAAAUAUUCCAGAGGUUGUCCCCCAAUACAUUGGUGACCCCACACAAGAAAAACAUGCUGGGAAAUGGAAACUAUGAUGUAAAUGUUAUAAUGGCUGCCUUGCAGACAAAGGGUUAUGAGGCCGUAUGGUGGGAUAAGAGAAGGGAUGUUGGCCUGAUUUCACUCUCUAAUGUUACUGGAUUCAUUAUGAAUCUUCCAUCUAGUCUGUCUUGGGGACCCCUUAAGCUGCCACUUAAGAGGCAGCACUGGAUCUGCGUGCGUGAGGUCGGUGGCACUUAUUUCAACCUGGACUCUAAAUUAAAGAGGCCUGCACGGAUUGGAAAUGACGAUGACCUUAGAAAAUUUUUACAUCAGCAACUAAGGGGCAAAAACUGUGAGCUGCUGUUGGUGGUGCCAGAGGAGGUUGAAAUUCAUCAGCGUUGGCGGACUGAUCUGUAAAAAAAAAAUAAAAAUGGACUUCUUUUUUUUUUUUUUUUUUUUCUAAUUGUUAAUAUUAUUAUCAAUAUUUGGAUCUCGCAUUCACUACAGUUUUCUUACCUGUUGUUGACAAUCUCUGUUAAGGGUGGAGUUUUUGGUCUCCUUCAAGUAAAAGAUUCAGAUGAGCCUAUGGGCAUUUUCCUUUUGUAUGUGACAGUGUACUGCCCAGGAGUAACCUAGAGGCUCCAUUCACUUGUCUAUACAGGCGCCAGAAGAGGCUGUUUCAUCUCAGUAUUUUCUAAAGCAAGAAAGUGCAAUGAAUACAACAUGCCCAUAGGUAAAAGAUAAGGACGUGUGAUGACAAAGAAUAAGCCCAGUACAGUACAAUCUUCAUUAUUAUUAUUAUUUUUUUUUUCAACGUUAUGGAUUUAUGCUGUACAUUUUACAAGGCAACGGUGUGCUCUCAAUUGUUAACAGGCCUAGCAGAAAACAUGAUAUAUUUUUGAAUCUAUGAAACUUUUACAACCCAAUAAAGAAGCUGAGCCAUCCUACUGUAUGCACGCCAUCUAAAUGCCUAAGUUGUUCUUGACUAUUAGGUGCUCUUUUUUUAAGAAAAAUGAAAAUGCAGACAUGACUUGGUGUGUACACAGACCCAUAUAUGCAGACAUUAUCCAUGUCAGGACAGAAUUAUUGCUUCAAUCAGGAGUUUACGUGUGCCGCCAAAAUACGCCAGAUACUUAAACAUGUUUUAUAAAAAUCCUAAUAAAAUGGUAUACAGUAACGGAAGACAAAAGUAAGCUUUUUUUUACAGGUACCCAUCUAAUAACUGCUCCAUGACAGCGGCUCGUUCAUUGAAGCCAGCAUUACAGUGUCCUGUAUACGAGGGGGAGAUAUGGAACAUAUGGGGGUCCUCCAUUCUGUCUGUGUACUGUUGUUUCAUCCAGAAACACUUGUUGCUUUUGCUUGCACCAUGACUAGCCAGUCAUCACUUGUGAUUUGGUAUGCUGCCUUUUUAUAAGACCUACUUAAUUGACAUAUCUGUGUAUUAUAUCAUAUGUAGAAAAUGAUGCCUAAGUGUUACAUAUCCAAGCUUUGGAGCUCAGAGUGGCUGGAUUUUGUCCAUAAAAUGAGAUUUUGACCAAAGCGAGUUCUGUUACAAGAAAGCAACGCUCAUCUUUCAAACCAGUAUUCUGAGGGUAAGGGUUGGCAGAGUUUAAGGGGUGUAUAUAUAUAUUUUUGCUUAUUUUUUUAUUUUUUUUUAAUUUUUAUUAGUCCAAUGGCUCUAAGAUAUAGAAAAUUAAGUACUGUAUUUUUCGCUUUAUAAG